Molecule: messenger RNA, 1650 nt
Organism: Filobasidium floriforme
Lineage: Eukaryota; Fungi; Basidiomycota; Tremellomycetes; Filobasidiales; Filobasidiaceae
Product: RIO1 family-domain-containing protein
Exons: 8
Coding region: 56-1636 (526 amino acids)
Biological process (GO): maturation of SSU-rRNA; protein phosphorylation
Cellular component (GO): nucleus; preribosome, small subunit precursor; cytosol
Molecular function (GO): protein serine/threonine kinase activity; ATP binding
Source: RefSeq, a predicted model, not a curated record
UUGUCCUUACUUCUCCUACAUCUGCAUAUUCCAACAUCUCAUAAGAAUAGCUAAUAUGAAGCUCGACGCUACUGAAUUGAGAUAUGUGCUGCCGGACGAGUUCCGAGUGCUGCAAGCUGUCGAGACGGGCUCUAAGAAUCAUGAAGUUGUACCUACCCAGUUGAUCGCUCAGCUUAGUAAAAUCACCGGAGGAAACGUCAACAAGUGUUUAGGCAGUCUCGCCAAGCGAGGUUUGGUUUCCAGGGUACAAGGAGCGAAAUACGAUGGUUACCGUCUGACCUACGGAGGUCUGGAUUGGCUUGCUCUGAAAGCCUUUUCGAAACGUGGAACGGUUACCUCGGUCGGACAGAGGAUCGGUGUUGGUAAAGAAGGAGAUAUUUCCAUCAUCAAGGGGAAGGGCACCAACGCAUGGAAUGAAGACGAACUUGAAGAGCAGGAGAUCCAGACGACUGGUGAGGAGGAGACGAGAAUCUUGAAGAUCCAUCGAUUGGGACGAAUAUCGUUCAGAGCAAUCAAGACGAAGCGGGACUACCUAGGAACCAGAAAGUCCGCUAGCUGGAUGUACAUGUCUCGUCUCGCUGCCAGGAAGGAAUGGGAGUUCAUGAAGGUGCUCUAUGAAUAUGGUUUCCCCGUGCCGGAGCCCUUUGAUCAAGGAAGACAUUGUAUCGUUAUGUCGCUUGUUGAAGGAUUUCCUCUACGACAAAUCUCCGAGCUACCCUCUCACGUGACUCCAGCCCUCCUCCAAGCGAAAUUGAUGCAGCUCAUCGUACGAUUGGCUCGAGUUGGUUUGAUCCAUGGAGACUUCAACGAGUUCAACGUCAUGAUCAAAGACAAGUCUUUCGAGCCGGUAGUCAUCGAUUUCCCUCAGAUGGUCAGCGUUGGACACGAGAACGCGGAAUACUUCUUCAAUCGCGAUGUGGAAUGCGUGCGGAGAUUUUUCCGUCGUCGAUUCCGAUACGAGUCAGACGAAUGCCCGGAUUUCCGACAGACCAUGGCUGAUCUUGCGGAUGAACUGGCGGGCCGAGCGGAACCCGAAAGCGGUCUCGAUCCGGAGCUGGACGACGAUGAGGUUUUCGAGAGAUCUGACAAGACGAUCCUCGCACGUCGUGGAAAGGUCAGACUGGACGAACUGGUAGAAGCCAGUGGCUUUGCCAGGAACAUGUGGCAGGAUCUCGAACAGUAUAUGAACGAUGUGUCUGCUGAGCCCGGUGAAAACGACGUCUCGAGUGAGGGAGAAAGCGAGGAUGAUGAUGAGGAUGAGGGGCAAGAGCGCCUGAGCCGAAAGUUGAAAGCCAAGAUGUCUAUCGCCGAUGGAGACGAGGCACCAGAGCUGCACGACAACGAUGAAGACGACAGCGAGGAGGACGAUGACGACGAUUCGGAAGAGGAAUCAUCUUCAGAUGAGGAAAGCAUCAUCACACCUUCGACGACGGCAACGCACAAGCGAAAUCUUCGGGAUCCCAAGGCGCUUCAGAACAUCGUCGCCGGGGAUAUCGCUCGGGCUCGCUCCAGCGCCGAGAAACAACACCACUCGAAAAAGGCUCUUCACUCUGCCGGGAAAGCAAAGGGUUCCAAGUGGAAAUCGAGUCCCUCCAUCAUGGUCGGGAAGAGCGGGGACAAGUCUGGAUGGUCGUGAUUCUUUGGUAUAAA